Molecule: messenger RNA, 4098 nt
Organism: Linum tenue
Lineage: Eukaryota; Viridiplantae; Streptophyta; Magnoliopsida; Malpighiales; Linaceae
Source: the annotation of a GenBank genome assembly
CGGAAGACGGAAAAAGCAACGGCACGUAAAGCGGUCCACCCGCCGGAAGAAAAGCAAUCUCCCCUCAGGCAUCUCCUCUCCUCUCUCUCACACAGAUUGCCAUUUCCUUACUCAAAGCAGGUUCCGUUCCAAAAAGCGCUCUCUCUCCGCACAAAGCCACAAACAACCUUCCGUUUUCAUCUGCCAUGGGGUUAGGGUUUCGAUCAAUUUGACAAAUGGCGCUGCCACACCUCAAUCUGCCGUCGAUUCCUUCCCCGGCUUCUUGCUGCUGCUGUCGCUGUCAACAUUUCCGAAUUCUCCGUGGCAAUGCACCCCCGACACAUUCCCUUCUCGUGGGCUUUGCUCGCCGCCCUGUGAUUUCCUCCCCUGCCGGACUUGGGGGUUUCCUCUCUGGUUCCUUGUCGAGGGGUUUGAGAAAGAGAGCUGUUACGGUCUCGCCGUGGAUACUGAACGCUGCUACUCCAACUCGCGUCCUAGAUAAUGCCACCGCUCCGGCCACUGCCACUGUGGAAAUCAACGUCACCUGCUAUCAGCUACUUGGUCUUCGCAAUCAAGCAGAGAAAGACGAGGUAGUGAAGUCAGUGAUCCAAUUGAAAAGUGCUGAGGUAGAAGAUGGAUAUACAAUGGACGCCAUAAUGUCUCGCAAGGAUCUUUUGAUGGAUGUGAGGGACAAGGUUCUUUUUGAACCUGAAUAUGCUGGAAACGUGAGGGAUAAGAUUCCACCCAAGUCUUCUUUAUACAUUCCAUGGGCCUGGUUGCCUGGUGCUCUUUCCCUUCUUCAAGAGGUUGGUGAAGAGAAGCUAGUGCUUGAUAUUGGAAGAAAGGCUAUCCAGAAGCCAGAUGCUAAGCCGUAUAUCCAUGACAUACUUUUAUCAAUGGCACUGGCAGAAUGUGCAAUUGCAAAAAUUAAUUUUGAGAACAAUAAGGUAUCCUUUGGAUUUGAAGCUCUAGCCCGUGCUCAGUGUCUGCUUAGGAGUAAGAUCUCCCUUGGGAAGAUGGCUUUGCUGGCCCAGAUAGAAGAAUCUCUGGAGGAGCUGGCACCUGCUUGCACACUGGAGAUAUUAAGCAUGCCUCGUUCUCCUGAAAAUGCUGAAAGGAGACGAGGAGCAAUAGCAGCUUUGCGUGAAUUACUCAGACAAGGCCUUGAUGCGGAAAUGUCAUGUAGAGUCCAAGACUGGCCUUGCUUUCUGAUUCAAGCGUUUAAUCGGCUCAUGGCCACGGAAAUAGUUGAUCUUCUUCCUUGGGAUGAUUUAGCCCUUACUAGGAGAAACAAGAAAUCACUUGAAUCACAUACUCAGAGGGCUGUGAUUGACUUCGAUUGUUUCUAUGUGGCACUGAUAGCUCAUAUUGCUCUGGGUUUCUCUUUCAAACAGACAAAAUUGAUCAACAGAGCGAAAGAUAUAUGUGGCACUCUGAUAGCAUCGGAAGGUAUUGAUCUAAAAUUGGAGGAAGCAUUUUGCUUGUUUCUUUUGGGGGAGGGAAAUGAGGCCCAGGUUAUUGAUAAGCUUCAACAGCUAGAAUUGAAUGUGAACCCUGCUCCACGGAUUUUAAUCUCUGGGAAGGAGAAGAACGUUGCAACUUCUGUCAAGUCUCCAGUGACAUCCUGCUGAACUUGACCAGGAAACAUGGCUGAAGGACUCUGUGCUUGCUGCGUUUUCAGAUACCAGAGAUUGUUCACCAUCACUGGUAGGUUUUUUCUCUGGUGAAAGCAAGUUACCUUCUCUUUCAACCAAAAGGGGUACAGGUCAAAGGCCUUUCUCAGAUUUUUCAUCAGAACGAAUGAAUCAUGGUGGGGAAUCUCUCUCAUUCAAGACCUCUUCUCAACACCUUGGAUCAGCUGUGAAGCAGUUGACUCUUGUGGAUUUGCAGCCCUCAUUGAUGUCCGACAAGAGUGAUGAUCAAGCCAGUGAGGACCCACCACCGGUUCAACUGAAAAGAAAUUUGGACAUGCGAGAUAAUGGAAAUUGGGAAAGUUGGCCAUCAUAUGGGAAUGUGGUUGGAAAGAUCAUAUUUGUUGUAGUAUUAGGGUGCAUCACUUUUAUCACCUCCAAGUUAUCUUACAGGAGUCUAAGGUCACCUACAUUUGCCGUCAAUAAGCAUAUUGCUGAUACUGCUUCCCAUAGUGACAUCUCAGAUUUUUCUCAUGAUAGCAUUGGAGGAGGUGGUAUCGGUGACAGAAUGAAGAAGCUAUCAGCAACUGUCAAAACAAAAUUCUACACACUGCCACGUCAUAGUACAUCACAGAAUUCGGGGGUGACCACUGGCAGAAAGUCUUCUACAAGAGCGGUGUCUAGGAAGCAGAUGCCAGUUGACGAAGCUGAAGCUCUGGUUAGGCAAUGGCAAACUGUCAAAGCUGAAGCUUUGGGUCCCGAGCAUCAAAUCCAGAGCCUGUCUGAACUGCUUGCUGAGUCAAUGCUUGAUCAGUGGCAAGAAUUGGCUGAUGCAGCUCACUCCAAGUCCUGCUAUUGGAGAUUUCUUUUGCUAGACCUGUCCAUCUUGAAAGCUGAUGUUGUUUCUGAUGGAUUCGGGAUGGAGACUGCAGAAAUCGAAGCCCUUCUCGAGGAAGCAGCUGAGCUUGUUGACGAGUCUCAGCAGAAGAAGAACCCAAACUAUCACAGCAAGUAUAAGAUUCGCUAUGCAUUGAAGAGGCAAGACGAUGGAUCAUGGCGGUUCUGCAAAUGCGAGAUCCAAUCCCCAUCAUGAUGUCUCUGCAUCACAAAUCGGGAAAUGCAGCAAUUCAGGAACGAAUGUUCGAUCCCCCAGUCACCAAUUACGGUUCCUUCUUCAAUUAAGCGUGGAAAACUAUUAGAUUAGAUCAUCUCUAACUAGCUGUGGUUUAGAGUGUUAGCAUUCCGUAGUGAUGUUGGUUUUAUCGAUUUCGAUUCAUUGAUUUGAUUGACUUGCAUUCCACGCAUGCACUGGUUCUGAAUGUAAAUGCAAUGGUAGAUUGCUCUUAGAAAUAACACGUAGACAGUAAAUGCAUAUGCACAAAAUCAAUAUUAUCAAUCCAUCUGCAAACAUUACAUAUAUAUUGCCACUUUUUCAUCAACAUGUGAGAUUAUCCCCAGGAGCAACACCGAGCUGGCGGCAGUACUCGGUGUAAAACUCGGCACGGCGUUGCACGGUUGCGGAGUUCCUUCCGUCGCACUCCAGAGCGCCAUUAAUGGCCCUGGUGGUCGCCCCGAAUCCCUGACCCAUCACCUGCUGCACGUUGUUGGUCCAGAACCACAGCGCCGUCUUGAAUGAGAUUUCGGGAUCAGUCGCCACCGUUUCGGGGGCGUUGAGCCCGUCGAAUCCGAUCUGAGCUCCGGCAGGGCCGUAGUUGAAGUUCCAGGACAGCUGGAGCGGACCCCGGCCGUAGUAACCCUUGCUUGGAUUGCAAGGAAACUGUGUGUUAUCCUCCUCGCAGUAAUCCCUGGAUGCUCCAUCAAUCUCCUCUAUGUGACAGAAGUCUCCAGUUUCGUGUGUGGCGUGGGCGAAGAAGGCGGCGACUUCCCGCCGGGAGUCGUCCUCGGACCCGAGCCGGGCGAAGCCUUGGUACGACCGGAGGGCCCGGACGAAGACGUCGCGGGAGUAGAAGCUCUUCCCGGCGCAACCGGCGUCGGACUGGUCCAUGAUGCCGUUGAAGAAUGCAGGGGUGACGAUGUCGGCCACCUGGACUUCGUUUCUGCUGCAGGCCCCGCUCUGGCAGCCUGCCCCGCAGUGAUCCGGGCUGGUUCCGCAGAAGCCCCACCUGCUGCAGCACUCGUUGGAAGCGCAGCCGCAGUUCUGGGCGGCGGCGGCGGCGGCCAGAGCUCCGACGAGGAAAACAGAGAGGAGGAGUUUGGGGGUGAUGGUGGAUGGAGCCAUUGUUGGAUGAGUGGGUUUGAAUUUGAUUGGAUAGUUUGGGAUUGAGGAGGAUUCGUUUUAUAGAGGACGGAAGGUGGAGGUGACUGGGUCAGAUUGGAGCUGUGGGGUUGCUCUGGAUAGAAGACGGUGGUUCAUUGAGGCGCAUUAACUGACCAAGUGCGUGUGGAAAAAAGCGGAACAGAGACUUUGAGACUUGACUUGUUCAUCUCUAUAUGGUCGGAUUGUUUGAAGUUUUUUUUUUUUUUUUUU